Messenger RNA from Aspergillus terreus NIH2624, 1794 nucleotides. RefSeq names its product DNA cytosine methyltransferase. Gene Ontology annotation, cellular component: nucleus. Lineage: Eukaryota; Fungi; Ascomycota; Eurotiomycetes; Eurotiales; Aspergillaceae. The coding region runs from base 1 to 1794 and encodes 597 amino acids. The transcript has 2 exons. Gene Ontology annotation, molecular function: methyltransferase activity. The record is from RefSeq and is a predicted model, not a curated record.
AUGUAUCGCUCGCGUUCAACCACCCUCCAGGGCGAGGACUCAUACAGUGACACCGAUAGCAGCGUCACCAUACGGAACAGUCCCACGAACAGCCCCAGCCCAAUCCAACUCGAUCCGAAUGAAGACUAUUUCACCCGUACCUCCACCACAGACAUUCAGGAGGUCGUGGACCUUACCGGAGAUCCCCAGCAUCUAGAAGAAGGCGACUACCUUCCCGACGAGGAUUUGCAGAUUAAUAGUCAACCAGCGUCCCCUAAUAGCAAUGCUUCCGCCACCGAAAAACUCGACGUUGAAGAGAUUUACAUUGAGGGGAUUCUUUACCGAGUGGGCCAAUCCCUGGAGCUCCACGACAAGACAUAUCUUCGAGUGACGUCGAUUUCGACCGACGUAAAUGGGACAGUGGACUUCUUUGGCCGAAGAUUAGAGAGAGCCCAAACCCACAUCAGCACGUACAUCCCCAGGUGGGAAAAUGAGUUGGUUUGGAUUGUUAAUGAGACUGAAACCGUUCCUCUCACAGCAGUCAAGCGAUUCGUCAAGAUUAACUUUACAAACUUCUGCCAUAUUGAAAAAGACCAAUUGAAGUCUGCAAACCCGACGGAGCUCUUCUGCCGCUUGAAGGAAGUCAUUAUCGGUGCUGAAGACGCGAAAUAUGAUCUCUUUGCUAAGAAAGAGAUCUCGGUGGAGUAUCUGGCGUUCGAAGAAGCCGACAUGGGGUUCAAAUUUAAACCGUCCGUUCUUCGACAUGCGUGGCGGGGACAGACGCAUUUGUUCGGCGACAGAGCCAGAACACAAGCUCCGGUGGUUGUGCUUGACAAUUUAGCUCCGGUAAUAGACCUCACCGAGGAGGCUAAUACACUGCAGCAUUCCCGUCAGUAUACCUUGGGGGAUGCCUUCUGUGGCGCCGGCGGUGUAUCUUGUGGUGCAAGAAAAGCCGGCCUUCAUAACGAAUGGGCUGUUGAUGUAUCUCAACAUGCUCUUGAGACCUAUGGUCUCAAUUUCCCCACCACGGACUGUUGGCAGGCUGAUGUCAACAGCUUCCUGAGUCUUAAUCAUGAUUACCUCAAGGUUGACGUCCUUCAUGGGUCGCCUCCCUGUCAGCCGUUCUCCCCGGCCCAUACGAGAGCGGGUAGAGAUGAUGACGCCAACUCGGCGUGCAUUUUUGUGAGCUUAAAUCUGGUGAAGAAAUUGAAGCCUCGGAUCUACACGAUGGAAGAGACCAGUGGGCUCGCAGCACAACAGCAACAUAGCGAUACCUUGUGUCGGGUAAUCCUGGACUUCUUAGAAGUCGGGUACUCUGUCCGCUGGUCAAUUCUCAACUGUAUUGACUAUGGAGUUCCCCAGUCUCGGAAAAGACUAGUUGUUAUCGCCUCCGGACCCGGAGAAAGGCUUCCGCCUUUGCCUAGACCGACCCAUGGGCCCAGGCGAGGCCUCCAACCCUUUACCACUAUCGGCCAGGUGAUUUCGAGAAUUCCGCCCGGGGCACCGGAUCAUGACGUCCAGGGGGCUGAAAGCCGUGGUAUACAACGCGCACCGUAUGAUCCGAACCGACAAGCGCGGUGCAUCACGACUGGAGGCGGCGACGGCAACUAUCACCCAUCUGGCCUGCGAGGGUAUACCAACCGUGAACUGGCAUGUUUGCAGACGUUUCCGCUGGAUUAUCAGUUUGGAGCGCGAGAAGUCCGGAAGCAGAUUGGCAACGCCGUGCCUCCCGCCCUGGCCGAGGCAUUGUAUCGCGAAAUCAUUCACAGCCUGUGGGAGACCGAUAGAGAGGCAGUGAGAGAGACUGGAUCUUGA